AUGACUUGCCCUGCUGAACUCAAGUGGGUACAUGCUCGUCCUGACGAUCUGCACCACCACCUGCGUGACGGAGACGCUGCAUUGGCCUGCACCGUGCUCCACGUAGCGUCUCAGUUCGCGCGCUGCAUCGUAAUGCCCAACCUCGUGCCACCCGUGACUACGACUGAGCAGGCGCUAGCCUAUCGCGAGCGCAUCAUGGCUCACGUGCCAGAAGCGAAGCGUGACUACCGCAACAGUGCAAUCAGUUUCGAGCCUUUGAUGACGCUCUACAUGACGGACAGCACCACAGCCGACGAGAUACGUCGUGCUGCCGCCACCAACAAGAUCGUCGCCGUCAAGCUGUACCCUGCUGGUGCAACGACCAACUCAGACUCGGGGGUCACCAACAUUGACAAUAUCCACUUGGCACUUAGUGCCAUGAGUGAUGUCGGCAUGCCGUUGCUCGUCCAUGGCGAAGUCACCGACCCGUCGGUCGACGUGUUUGACCGAGAGGCCACUUUCUUAGAGCAGGUAAUUCAGCCGCUGGUGGCUAAGUUCCCACAGCUGAAAGUUGUGAUGGAGCACAUUACGACCAAGGAGGCAGCAGAAUUCGUCACAAACUCUUCGGCAAACGUUGCGGCUACCAUUACGCCCCAACAUUUACUGUACAAUCGCAACGCCAUUUUUCAAGGAGGACUGCGACCACACAAGUAUUGCCUUCCCGUGCUCAAGCGUGAGACGCACCGUCAGGCUCUGCUACAAGCUGUUGCCAGCGGAAGCAAAAAGUUCUUCCUCGGUACAGACAGUGCCCCGCACGUCUCUUCCAAGAAAGAAUCUGGAUGUGGUUGCGCUGGCAUCUACUCAGCUCACGCUGCGCUUGAAUUAUACGCUGAAGCAUUCGACUCUAUCGGCAAGCUGGAUUUGCUCCGUGCGUUUGCCUGCGAACACGGUGCCGACUUCUACGGCUUGAAGCGCAAUACAGUGGGCGAGACUGUCCUGAAGCAGGAGAACUGGAAGGUGCCCGACAGCUAUCCGUUCGAUAACGGAGUUGUCGUACCCUUGAAAGCUGGUGAGACCAUUCGUUGGAAACUGCAGCAUCAAGCGCUCACUCCUUCCUAG
Molecule: messenger RNA, 1098 nt
Organism: Peronospora matthiolae
Lineage: Eukaryota; Oomycota; Peronosporomycetes; Peronosporales; Peronosporaceae
Source: the annotation of a GenBank genome assembly